This is a messenger RNA of Daphnia carinata, 1705 nucleotides long. RefSeq lists its product as uncharacterized. The record is from RefSeq and is a predicted model, not a curated record. Gene Ontology annotation, biological process: P450-containing electron transport chain. Lineage: Eukaryota; Metazoa; Arthropoda; Branchiopoda; Diplostraca; Daphniidae. The transcript is spliced from 7 exons. The coding region runs from base 344 to 1588 and encodes 414 amino acids. Gene Ontology annotation, molecular function: 2 iron, 2 sulfur cluster binding; protein binding.
GUAAACAAAUAAAUAUUAGAGUUUGUUUACAUGAUUAUACUACCAUCUAGCGGAAUUUUGAUCCUCUUCCGUACAUCUCAGCUGAUGUCAACUGCAUUGCAGUUUACUCAAAUUCCUUUGCUGCUUGAAAUCAAAAGUGUCUUCAUUUGCAUACCUUAAAAAACCUUCCCUAAUGUGUUAUAGCUUGCAAAGCUGUUGCUGUACAUAACUUAAGUAAUAUUACUUUCAACGCCAACGAAAUAUAAGUUUGAAUAGGAUAACUUUGGCCGAAAAACGACCUUGACAUGCUGCCGAAUACUUGGCCAAUGAAGGAAGCGGCAAUAUCGUUGUGAUUCCAAAUAAUAUGGCUUCGAGGAAUGAUGUCGACGAUGAAGGCCAAGACGAUUUAGCUUGGGUUGAUGAAGGAGACAUCCUUGUUGACCCUCUGGCUGUAGAGGAACUGGUUGAUGAUUCCUUCAACUUUCCCAACCAAGUCUGUAGUCACUGUGAUGGCUAUUAUGGGCCCUGUUUUGGUCAACACGCUUGCACCACCUGCCACCUUUUUCUGUUCCCAGACAACAUCAAUCAACCAGCAGAGGCCAAUUUUAGUGAACAUAAGACAGAUGAUGAAGACUCUGGAAAUGAUGAACCAACUGAUUUGCCAACUGAUUUCAAGGAUAAUGGUUACUGUGGCUCUCAUGGACAAAAUUGUUCCCAUCCAGCCCUCUCACCUGCUGCACCUAGAAGGGCAGAGCCAUAUCGAUGGGCUGUAGCACCCCUCAAAAUUGACAGGCUUGCCGAACAGCUGUCCCUCCUUUCUACCCCAAGACUAGCAGACUCCAUACUGACGGCAGUACAGGCAUUACCCCCAGAAUUGCUAAUGGAGGUAUUUUCGCAUCUGGACGAUAUAUCGUUAUGGAGCGCCUCAAAAGUUUGUAAGAGGUGGCAGCAGCUUGUAGCCGAAUGCAUAACCAACGAUCAAUGGAAUCAAUUCACUUUCCGAAGAUGGCCACUCUUUCGACCCAACUAUGCGGUAGCAGAAUGGGCCGGAGUUUUUUCCAACUUAGUAGAUAGUUCUCCGUGUUUGUAUUGCUUACACCGUUCGAACGUUGAAGAGGAAGGAGCUUGGGAGCCUUCAAAUCACUGGCGUAACAAUCGCCUCUGUAAUGAAUGGCGGAUAUUUUGUACGGAUCCUCCUGAAGGAAUUCGAGCUACCCCACUAGAUCGAGCAUGGAGUCAUUGGCAAGCAUCCAUUACAGGACCGACGAGCAGCCCCUAUGAGGGAGGCGUUUUCUACUUGCACGUUCAGAUUCCACACAGCUAUCCCAUCCGGCCACCUUCGGUACGCUUUGCGACAAAGAUCUUUCAUCCGAAUAUCUCACGACACGGUGAUAUUGGACUGGACUGUAUCCAGCAUAACUGGAGUCUUGCCCUAACCAUAGCCAAGGUGCUUAUAUCGGUACAGAGCUUAUUGACGGACCCUUUUUGCGCCGUGGCCAUGGAGGCUGAUGUAGCCGAGAUGUACAUAAACAAACGAGCCCGUUUUAACGCUGUUGCUCGCAAUUGGACAAGCAAAUACGCCAUGAACGACAUCCGCCGACCAUCUUGAAAAACUGUGACGCUCUGUUGGAUAUCUUGUGUAAUUAGCAAUUGUGCGAAUCAAAGAAGUAGUGUUUCAUCACGUCUAUCAUCAAUACGCAGUCGCCAUUCGUCGACGAAAGAAAAA